AUGGUGGUAACGUUAAAAGAUAUACUUCCAAAAUAUAGACCAUCAGUUUACAACUUAAAAAAUCUGCUUAGAAACAAUGAGCUAGUAUUGGAUAUGCUAGCCGAUGUAAAUGAAAGGAACGUCCUUGCAUCCGAGGUGGUUAUGAUGACAUUACUGUGUUCGAAGUCCGGUUCUUCGAUGCUUGAGUAUUACAUGAGUAACAUUGACACAAUAGAUGAUUAUAAAACAUCAGAAAAUUCAAUAUAUAAAAAAAAUACUGCAUUAGCACUUCGAUGGGAAAAUAAUGAUGUUUUGUUAAUCAAAUUUUUAACCAUAUUGCUUUCAAAUAGAAAAACUUUGAUUAAAUUCACUACAGGAAAAGACGACACUUUGUCAAAAAACAUGGCAUUUGCACAAGAUUUAAGGUUCCUCUUUAAUAAGCAUUAUGAUGAAACAAGUUAUUUACCUGCAGCAAUUGUGAAGUCUGAGCAGUUCGAUUACUUGGAAGCAUAUUGUUCGAUUAUAUGGCCAAAAAUUAAAAAUAUCCUACUCGAAUCUUUAAAUAUUGAUAAGCAAUUUCAAGAUGUCACAAAUUCAUUUUUCCAUAAAAUAAUAAAAUUGUAUAAAAGAGAGUAUCUUGUUUCGGCAGAAUUCCUAACUUUAAUUAACGUGUUGACUAACAGCGUACUAUUCAGUUACAUUGUUAUGUUAUCUGAAGGGUAUAUCAGCUCAAAUUAUGAUGGGCUCCUUUACAAAUCUCCUCCUACUUAUAAUGUAAAACAAAGAGAAAACAUGAUGAACUCAUUUGGUGAAUUUCAGUCUUCUGCUAUGCUAACGAAUGAUGAAAACAAUUCUAUUGAUCUAAUGAAACUGACAGAAAGAAGACAAAAUAUCCUUUAUAAGGUUUUAAUUUUUUCAAAACUAAAACAGAUUGAACCAGAAUCAUUCCAACUAAUGUCUCUAUUAUUUAAUAGAAUAUGUGCCUUAGUAGAUCCAUUGACUCAACCAAUACCGAAUGAUGAGCAUGUCAUUUCUUUAGAUUUAUUAUACAAAAUAUUUUUGGCUAUGAUGCUCCCCCAUGUACAAGUGCUUAUAGAAAGAGAGUCAAGCUACGAUUGGAGAUAUGAGAUUUCUAACAAUUUACAGAAAAUAUUAUUCUAUGCAUUUUUAAAUUUAAACUGUUAUGAUAUGGAAAAGCUAAAUAAAGUUGACGAAACUAAGCAUUGGAAAGAACAAUUGCAUUUGUGGUUACCACAUGGAUUAAAUCCCCAAAAUUUGGAGUUACUCUAUAUGAUAUGCAUAUUCUGUGUGUAUGCCAUUUUUAAGCUAUAUGAAGAUAAACCACUUCAUUUCAACCCAUUUUUACCUACAUUGCUUUCGACUUGGAAAAAAUUGACCUACGUAAUGCUAUACGGUUUGCAAGUUGACAGAUUUGAAGAAGAAAAUGAGUCAUUUAAUACACCCAUUAUGGUCAGAGCUACUAUCAGAGGCGCAUCUGCGUUAAGGUCUGUAGUGGCUUCUAUCUUAAAUAAUCAAAUGGAUGGUAAGAAACAUGACUUCCAACAUGAACCUUUGAAUACUUUCAUGUCACCUCAUGGCAGAAAAUUAUGUACUGGUGCCUUGUAUGCUGAUUUGAAAUCGUAUACUGCCUCUAUGCUGGCAUGUGGUAUGGAGUUUAAGGAUAUUACAGAACUACUAUCGUAUUUACAACCUGGUGAUUGUUUUGAUGAGGAUGUAAAGUAUAUGUUUGAAUAUGAAUACGAUGAUUAUAAUGAGCCUGAGGAAGAUGAAUCGGAUGAAGACGGGGAGAGAAAUAACAGUGAAGAAAAUAUCAAAUUUAAUUUCAAUCGUCGUAGAUGCAGAUGUGUUUUUAGUGAUGAUGAUGUCUUGGAACAUGGUGACUUUAAUGAUGCCAAUUCGGAGUACAGCAAUAGUGAAGAAAACAGUAAUGAUGUUGAUAAUUUCGUGUUACCUAAUGAUGGUAUCGAUAAACCAAAAAAUGGGGUUGAGUUUGACUUCGAUGGUAAGGAUUGGAGAGCUGUUCCUCGUCACUUAAAUAUGUUUUACUCUUUCGAUUAUAUAUUUAUCGAGAAUCCAUUAGAAGUUUUAAUAAGAUCAUUAAUUUCAGAAGCGUCUGCAAGUGCAUUGAGUAAAAAGAAAUCACACCUUUUACUAAGGAAUAUUGCAUCUGUUAUUAAAAUUAACCAAGAUUCUAGAAUAUUAGGUAGUAAACGUUCACCUAACGGAACUGAUUCUUCUAAAUCCCAAAAUGGCUUAUCAACUGGUGAUUUAAUAAAAUUGAUUACCGCAGGAGAUACGUUUGAAAAUAUUUUGAAAUUCAAUAGGGAGUUAGGUUGUUUUUUAAUGGAUGAACUUUUAAUGAUUCUCGGUUAUAGGAGAGUACUACUAUGGUUUCUUACGCAUCUGACCUUAUCUCAUACAAUCAUUUAUUAUAUAUUUGAAUUAUUAAUGCAUCAUCGUGGGCAAGUGUCUGAUACAGAAAGAGAGCAAAGUGAGUUAUCCUAUACAUUUUCCAGACAAGGUGAACUAAGGCUAUCAGAUCUUGAAAGAGAAAUGCUCUUGCAAGAAUUUUUUACGAAUGCCACAAUGUUCUUCUCUAGUAAAAGUGUGUUGUUUGCCUCAGACACUGGUGAUAAUAAUGAGAUCAACACUGAUGUAGAUGGUGAAGAAGGGUUAUACUCCUUGUAUGCAGUUGGAUUGAUGAGAGUAACGUGUAUUAUGAUUAUCAGCUUAUUUGAUAAUGCAGAUUUUGACUUAAGUAGCUCUGAAAGUAUAUUUGAACUUCAAACUUUGUUAAUGGGAUGGAUUAAUAUAAUUCCUGAAGCUAAACUCUUAUUUUUCAAAUUAAAAGAAUCUGUUAAAUCUUUCAAUGGUAUUGACAAUCCUGAACUUAAGAGUAUUGAAGAAUCAUCCACUACAACGAAAAAAACAACGAUAGAUGAAAAUUCAGAGCAGUAUCGUUUUAAUAAGAAACUUCUCAAAACUUUUCCUAAAUCAUUCAGCGGAGAUGACGGUGAUAUUCUAUUGAAAACCUUUAAAGAUUUUCUCAGAAACUAUUCUUUUGAUUCAGAACCUCCAUACAUUGGAAGAAAAGUCAUAUACGAAUCUGACGAAAUUCUUCAAUUGACUGAUAUUGAAAAACCAAUUAGUUUACAUAAAUUCUUAAGUGGAGAGCAGUUGUAUGACGUUGAUAUUCAAUUCGAUUACGGAGACAAAGAAGCUUAA
Messenger RNA from Tetrapisispora phaffii CBS 4417, 3225 nucleotides. RefSeq names its product CCR4-NOT core subunit CAF130 (gene CAF130). The coding region runs from base 1 to 3225 and encodes 1074 amino acids. Lineage: Eukaryota; Fungi; Ascomycota; Saccharomycetes; Saccharomycetales; Saccharomycetaceae. The record is from RefSeq and is a predicted model, not a curated record. The transcript has a single exon.